CAACCCCGAGGUUAAGAGUUACAUGCUCUACUGACUGGGCCAGCCAGGUGCACCUAUGACUUUCAUUUUUUUUUUUUUGAAUAUUUAUUUAUUCAUUUGAGAGCAAGAGAGUGCGAUAGCACAUGCUGAGAGUGAGUUGGGGGGAGGGACAGAGGGAGAAGCAGACUCCUUGCUGAGCAGGGAGCGCACUCAAUCCCAGGAUCCUGAGAUCAUGACCUGAGCCAAAGGUAGAUGCUUAGCCAACUGAGCCACCCAGGUGCCCCAUUUAAAAAUUUUUUUAAGAUUUUAUUUAUCAUUUUUAAAAAUUAAAAGCAAAAUAACAUAAGAAAAUUUAGGAGAUUCUUAUUCAUUAACAUAGAUGAAAAAUCCUAAUAAAAUCUCAGAAAAAUUAAAUAGAGAAAUAUUUUUGAAGAAUUGCUAAAAUAAUUCCAGAAUUGCAAAGUUGAUGUAACAGCUGCAAAACACAUUACAUUAAUAAGAAACAUUAAAUCAUGUAUCACUGUAACAUACACCAAAAAGAUAUUUGAAAAAAUUAACUUCUAUUUCUAAUUAAAACUAAAAAAAAAAAAAAGAAGAAAAAAAUUUUCUUUCUGAAGAGUUCUUUCUAAAGAACCAAUAUAGAAUAUUUGGUGAAGAAGAAAGAAUCAUAGAAUCCCAGAAUCUUAGCUCUGUAUCGGGCCUCAAAAGUGACUGAAUUCUGGCCCCAUGUUGUACAGAUGAGAAAACAUAGUGAGGGACAUGACAUAACUUACCCAAAGUUACUGAGUUUGGUGAUAGGUCUUUUGAGUACUAGUCUAUUAUCUGUUACUUUCCUUAUAAAUAGAAACAUGGGUGCUACUUGUCAUUUCUAGUAUUUAAUGCAAUACAAAAGAAAGGAUCUUGGAAGUAACUGAAUCCAAUCUAUUUACCCCUGCCACUGCAUCUCUAGCAAGUAGACAUCUAGCUGGUCAUCUGGCUUCUGCUUGAAUACUUCCAGUUUUGGGGAAUCCUUUACUUAGAGAUGCUGGCCAUUUUGGAAAGCUCUACUUCUUUAAAGAUUGUCUGUGUACUGAACCACAAUCUGCCUUUCUGGACCAUUCUGUAAUUGUUGCUUCCAAGGUGGGAUAUGUGGAGGUAUGCACAAGGCCCUCCUUGGAGGUAAGGGAAGAAAAUAAUGAAAAUUUCUAUGUAUGUUUACUUAGCUUUUGCUAAUAUUUAAAAUAUGACUUGAUAUGAGAGCUCUAAUUUGGUCUGCAUAGCAUAUUGAUCUACACAGCAUGCCUGUCAUUUAGCAGGGGUGAUCUUAAAAACACAAAAACCCCUGUGGCUGGUGCACUGACCAAUCAGAAUGAAUGAUGGCUACAAGCAGUCUGGCCCAGAUUCAGCUCUGUACACUAGAUACCUGAUGGAAAACUGGGAAUCACUCAAUUAAAUUAGCUGAUGGUGGUUUGCUUUAUUGUGGUCUAUCCAUGUGUGGUUAUGUGGAUUUUAGGUUUAUCAAAUGAUUCUUGUGAAUACCCACAAAUUGAAGAUAAUAUAUUAAAGCAAGUAUACUGAACAAGUGGAAAACAGUAAAGCCCUUUCCUUAACUCCCAUUAAUCUGUGCCUUCAAGAUAAAGAUAGCAUUUUAACAAUGAGUGAGAAAGUGACUGCUUUCCUAAAGGAACUAAUUUAUGGAGACAGGAUUUUGAAAACUAAUAUUUAAGAGUUUUUUUGCCAUUAUACAAUUGCCAAGAAACUGAUAGCUAUAGAAACACACAUUUUUACACACUUAAUAGUUGGAAAUAUUCUAAGCUAUAAAAAUAUUCCAACAAGGAUUGUUUUCGUGGGUUUAACUUGUUAAAAGUAUUAAAAUAUAACACCUUCCUAUUAAUAUAUAUAUAUAUUUUAAAGAUUUUAUUUAUUUGACAGAGAGAGACACAGCGAGAGAGGGAACACAAGCAGGGGGAAUGGGAGAGGGAGAAGCAGGCUUCCCGCGGAGCAGGGAGCCCGACGUGGGGCUCGAUCCCAGGACCCUGGGAUCACGACCUGAGCCGAAGGCAGACGCUUAACGACUGACCCACCCAGGCACCCCCUUUCCUAUUAAUAUUUAACAAUUAAUUGACAUCAGGGAAGACUGUUAUCAGCAGAUGAGAUUGAAAAAUGAGUGUAAUGUAGUAAAUGUCCCAUUUAGAUAUCCGUAUCUCCUUGCUAUCUAAUGAAUAGAAAUGCUUGUUACAACCACAGAAGGAAAUAAGAUAGACAAAUACAGUGAACCCUUAUACAACAUGGGGGUUGAGGUACUGACAUGUGCACAGUUGAAAAUCUGUGUAUAACUUUUGAGUCCCCAAAAACUUAGCUACUAAUAGCCUAUUAUUGACUGGAAGCUUUAUCAAUAACAUAAGCAGUCAAUAAAUACAUAUUUUGUAUGUUAUAUGUAUUAUAUACUGUAUUUACAGUAAAGUAAGCUGGAGAAAAAACAAAAUGUUAUUAAGAAGAUUGCAAGGGAAAGAAAAUAUAUUUAUAGUACUGUACUUACUGAAAAAAAUCUGCAAAGAAGUGGACCGUGCCGUUCAAACCCAUGGUUUUCAAUAUAAGGGUGGAAGAAAAAAUUUUCUGCAGGAUGAAAUGACAAUACUUAGGAAACACAAGUGAAUUGACUAGAAAUUUCUAGAGGUUAAAAAUGAAUUGGGCGCCUGGGUUGCUCAGUUGGUUAAGCGACUGCCUUCGGCUCAGGUCAUGGUCCCGGGGUCCUGGGAUCGAGUCCCACAUCGGGCUCCCUGCUCUGCGGGAAGCCUGCUUCUCCCUCUCCCACUCCCCCUGCUUGUGUUCCCUCUCUCGCUGUGUCUCUCUCUGUCAAAUAAAUAAAUAAAAUCUUUAAAAAAAAAAAAAUGAAUUUAGCAGGGCGCCUGGGUGGCUCAGUUGGUUAAGCGACUGCCUUCGGCUCAGGUCAUGAUCCUGGAGUCCCUGGAUCGAGUCCCGCAUCGGGCUCCCUGCUCGGCAGGGAGUCUGCUUCUCCCUCUGAUCCUCCCCCCUCCCAUGCUCUCUCUCUCUGUCUCAUUCUCUCUCUCAAAUAAAUAAAUAAAAUCUUAAAAAAAAAAUGAAUUUAGCAGAGUUGCUUUACUAAAUAUAAUUCAAAACAGACUGAGACCUGCUACAUGCAUACAGUAUGAUUCCAUGGCAUUCUGGAUAAGGAGGGAGAAUAGAUUGGUGGUUGUUUAGGAGCUGGUGGGGGAGGGGAAGGUGAUUUACUACAAAGGGGCACAAAGAAACUUCAGCAUGAGAGAGUCUCUAUUGUCAUGUAUUCGUUUGUCAGAAUUCACAGUACUGUACACUAAAGUUGGAUUUUCCUGAAUGUAAAUUAUAUCUCAAUAAACCUGACUUUUUUUUUUUUUAAGAUUUUAUUUAUUCAUUUGAGACACAGAGACACAGAGAGAGAGCAUGAGCAGGGGGAGAGGCAGAGGGAGAGGGAGAAGCAGGCGCCCUGCCCAGCCAGGAGCCCGAUGUGGGCCUUGAUCCCAGGACCCUGGCAUCAUGACCUGAGCUGAAGGCAGACGCUUAACCAUUUGAGCCACCCAGGCGCCCUAAACCUGACUUUAAAAAUAGAUUGAGAAUAAAUAAUUUGUGUAAAAAAUGGGCGGAGGACCUGAACAGACAUUUCUCCAAAGAAGAUGUACAGAUGGCCAACAGACACAUGAAAAGGUGCUCAUGCUCACUCAUCAUCUGGGAAAUGCAAAUCAAAACCACAGUGAGAUACCACCUCACACCAAUCAGAAUGACUAAAAUAAAAUCAGAAGGACAAGAAAUAACAAGUGUUGGUAAGGAUGUGGAGAAAAGGAAACCCUCACCCUGUUGGUGAGAAUACAAACUGGUGCAGUCACUGUGGAAAACAGUAUGGGGGUUCCUCAGAAAAUUAAAAAUAGAACUACCAUGUGAUCUAGUAAUUCCAUUGCUGGUUAUUUACCCCCCCCAAAAUGAAAAAUAAUUUGAAAAGGUACAUGCACCCCUAUGUUUAUUGCAGCAUUAUUUACAGUAGCCAAGAUACGGAAGCAACCUAAGUGUCCAUCAAUAGAUGAAUGGAUAAAGAAGAGGUGUAUAUGUAUGUGUAUAUACACACACACACACUCACAAUAAUAUACAAUUCCAUAUUUAUAUAAUAGAGUAUUACACAGCCAUAGAAAAGAAUGAGAUCUUGCUAUUUGGGACAACAUGAUGGACCCAGGGGGUAUUAUGCCAAGUGAAAUAAGCCAGGCAGAGAAAGACAAAUACCACAUAAUUCACUUAUGUGUGGGAUCUAAAAAAACAGACUAAUACAAACUGGUGGUUGCAGGGGCAGGGAUGGGCAAAAUUGGUGAAGGGGAUUAAGAGGUAAAACUUACAGUUGUAAAAUGAGUAAGUCAUGGGGAUGAGAAGUACAGUAUAGGGAAUAUAGUCAGUAAUGUAAUAAGGCGGCAGAUGGCAACUAUGCUUGUGGUGAGCAUUGAGGAAUGUAUGGAAUUGUGGAAUCACUAUGUUGUACACCUGAGACUUAGGUAACAUUGUAUGUCAACUAGACUUCAAUUAAAAAAAAAAAAAAGAUUGAGAAAGGUAAUUUCAUUCCCCAAAGGGGCAAAAAUCAUAUGGGUGUUCAUUUAAGUCCGGGUUUAUAAAUGAAAACCACAGUGGAGCAAUAAAAGAAGAUACUAAUGAAUAGUAAUAGCCUCUUCCUGGUUGGAGAGACUAAAGACAACCGAGAUGACACUGGGCCCAGCAGGGUCAGAGCGCCAUGUGAGGGCGGAUGAUCAGACUGUGUUGGAAGCUCCUGGAAGCGGUGGCGGGUUCCUGCAUCCGCCAGCGGGUGGAGCCGGCUGGCACCACCUGGUGCAGGCUCGGGAAGCCCGCCCCUCCGGAGAUCAGGCCUGCCUGCCCCGGGGCGGGGCCUCGGGAGUGCUCGGCCUGGGGCGCUGGUUGCGGGAGUGCCCAAGUCCUGGAGUGCAGAGGCCCAGGAGAUAUGGCGGCCCCCCGAGACGCUGAGAUACGGAAGGACGUGCAGACCUACUAUGGGCAGGUGCUGAAGAAAUCAGCAGAUCUCCAGACCAGUGCCUGCGUCACUGCAGCCAGGCUGGUCCCCAAGCACAUCCGGGAAGCCUUGAGGAAUGUACAUGAAGAAGUAGCCUUGAGGUAUUAUGGCUGUGGUCUGGUAAUCCCUGAGUGUCUGGAAAACUGCUGGAUUUUGGACCUGGGCAGUGGAAGUGGCAGAGAUUGCUAUGUACUGAGUCAGCUGGUCGGUGAGACAGGACGUGUCACUGGGAUAGACAUGACAGAAAGUCAGGUAGAAGUGGCUAAGAAGUAUAUUGAGUAUCACAUGGAAAAACAUGGCUUCCAGACACCCAAUGUGACUUUUCUUCAUGGCUACAUAGAGAAUUUGGAGGAGACUGGAAUCAAGAAUGAGAGUUACGAUAUUGUUAUAUCAAAUUGUGUCAUUAACCUUGUGCCUGAUAAGGAACCCGUGCUGCAGGAGGCGUACCGAGUGCUGAAGCACGGCGGGGAGCUGUAUUUCAGUGACGUCUAUGCUAGCCUUGAAUUGCCAGAAGAAAUCAGGACACACAGAAUUUUAUGGGGUGAGUGCCUGGGUGGUGCUUUAUACUGGAAGAACCUUGCCAUCCUUGCCCAAAAAAUUGGUUUCUGCACUCCACGUUUGGUCACUGCCAAUCUCAUUACAGUUCAAAACAAGGAACUAGAAAGAGUGAUCGGUGACUGUCGUUUUGUUUCUGCAACAUUUCGCCUCUUCAAAAUCCCUAAGACAGGACCAGCCAAAAGAUGCCAAGUGAUUUACAAUGGAGGAAUCACAGGCCAUGAAAAAGAACUAAUAUUUGAUGCAAGUUUCACAUUUAAGGAAGGUGAAAUUGUUGAAGUGGAUGAAGAAACAGCAGCUAUCUUGAAGAAUUCACGAUUCACCCAGAAUUUUCUGAUCAGACCAGUUGGAGAGAAGCUGCCAGCAUGUAGUGGCUGUUCUGCUUUAGGAUCAAAGAGUGUAAUCACAGAUCCUUUCAAGCUUGCAGGAGAGUCUGACAAUGCAAAGCCCGGAUGUUCUUCUGAUGUUGCUGGAGGCUGCUGUCUGUAAUUUACAGCUGACCAGAAGAAAGGGGCAGAUGGUGAAGGACUUACGUGUCUUUUAAUCUCCUCUUCCCCACAGCACAGACCAUAAGAAAGAAUAAAUGGUGAAAAGCCACUAUGUUCUAGAUCAUUGAUAAAAAUAAGGAAUUAUUUUUUAGAAGAUAUUAAUUGAAGGUUCGUAGCAAAUGACGUAAAGGCCGGUUAAGCGGGUUUUCCUCUUUGCUAAUUCAAAGUUCUGGUGCCACCUAGUGGUCCGAUGUGGAACUGAGAUGCAGUCUUUGGGCUUGGCCAAUGAGCAAGAAGGGCUUCAGGAGUCUCAGGAAAAACAUCUUCCUUCUGACCUGCAUAGCACCUUUUGGACUUUCACGGUGUUUGCUCAUAAAACAAAGCUCCAACUGAAAUCAUGCUAAUCAUGCCAAAAAAAUUGCAAAAUCAAAUUUGUUAGGAGUGCUCUUAAGAUAUCUUCUAAAUCAAAUACUUUUUUUUUUGUAAUUGAAUGAAGAAAACAAUUGAAUAAUGAAUCUCUUUGACCUCAUUAGAUCCUAAAGAAUGACAACACUGUGACUAUCUGUAGUAAAUCUUAACUGGAUCAGGAAAGAGUGAUAAUUUUUAAAAAGAGGUAGGAGAUAUAAAAACAGUGGGUUUUCUUUUCCUUUAUAAUGUGCCCCGGUUAAACUUUUAGGAAACUAUUAGAUUUAGUUCCAGCUUCCAUAGUUAAAGAAUGAGAUUGAGGACUAUUUCAGGAUGAUGUCAUCAUUAGAAACGAGAACGUUAUUUAAUUGAAGUCCAGUUGCACUUGAAGACUUUGUCAGGGGACACAGAAAGGUGUAAGUCAUAUAUAAGUCAUGGUCCUUGUCAUCAGGAGCUGAUCAGUUCUUUAAUAACAGCCUUUAAGCAAUGAAGAGUUUUAAUGAGAAAAAGCUCAACCAGUUGCUCUGACUUCAGUGCAAAAUAACAAGGGGGAGUGGCAUGACCCAAGAGAUUUUUUAUUAGGGUUCUGAGAAUAUUUGUAAAACAUUGGAAUGAAUUUUAUAUUCCAGACCCCUCUUUUAAUAAAGCUGUUAAAAAUGGAGAAAUUCUCAGAUUUCUGAGUGGGUUCAGCCAUAGGACCUAACUUACUACUACAGAAUAAGGAGAGGACUGGGUGGUAUCUUUUAAGCUCUAUUCAUCUCUGUGACCUUGAUUCUAAACAGUGUUUUCAUGGUUCUAGAAUUCCAUAUCUACUCAGCCGUAACCUACUUCAGUGACAGCAUUAGUUAGACCAGUACAAGUGGGAUUAAGCAUACUUCACCAUCCAUGAGCCCAAGGUGGUCCUACUAUAGGAGGAAAGGAUGAAAAGAAAGGACAUUCUGGUUAUUUGAUUUAUUAGGCUUUUCUAAAUUUAGAGGGAGGAGGUUUUAGGCAAUCACUUGUCAUUCUGAAUUCUUAGUUCCCCCAAAAGAUGAUGAGGGAUGAGUGUGAACUGGAAUGUGGAAACUCGUGUUGGGCUUUUCCUAAGAAUAACCUACUUUAUACAUUAUCUUCCAACAAAAUAUACAUCAUAAGAACUGUAUUUGAUCUAGAAUCUAGAUAAAAUAUUAACUACAUAAUAUAAAAUAAAGUAGACAUGUUCUGUUCAGAAAAAAUGCCAUACGUGGUUAUUUAAAUAUUCAAAAUAGGUGAGAGACACCUAGGAGCAGACAUCCCUUCUCACAGAGGAUACCUCUUCUUUAAGCACGGGAAGCAGAGUGGAAUAAGAAGGAGGAGGAGCAGAAGUCUGAUGGCAAACUUGAUGGUUCUUUUUCCACUUGGCAUUUUGGCCUCGAGAAAAUUAUUUAACAUCUCUGUGCCUUUGUUCCCUCGUCUGCAUGAAGUUCUUUGAAAGGGUGGGUGGCAUAUGGUUUAAAUUGUUACUAGUUUGGAUCUAUAUGGUUGCCACCAGCAUGUGAUGGCAGGACCAGCUGAAGACCAACUUGCUGCCAGAGCAUGGUUUAAGAAGCUGCCUGUAGCUCUUUGGACAGCGGACAACUUUCCCCCCAACACUGUAUUACCACCUUUUCAAAUAUGCAGAAAAGUUUGAAACAUUGGAGUGACUGCCUAUUUACCUACCACCUAGGUUACCUGUUAACUUUCAUUUCAUACAUGUUAUACUUAAAAACAGCAGAGCCAGAGAAACAGAUGCCUAAUUCUUCUGUAGCUACAAACACUUUUCAGAAGAUACUGGACUUACGGGGUGCCUGGCUGGCUCAGUGUGUAGAACGUACAGCUCCUCAUCUCAGGGUUGUGAGUUGGAGCCCCACGGUGGGAGUAGAGCUUACAUUAAAAAAAAAAAAAAAAAUAGUGGCCUUAAAGGGUUUAAGGAGCAGAUUUUCUCUUAAUUGAUUAUUGUACCAAAUAUAGUAUUUUCAGUCCUUCAUUAUCAUAGGGAGAGAAUUUAUUUAAAAAUCAGCUAAGGGGCGCCUGGGGGCCCCGAGUUGGGCUCCACACUCAGCUGGGGAGUCUGCUUUUGGAUUCUCUCUCUCCCUCUGCCCCUCCCUCUGCUCACGCUCUCUUUAUCUCUCUUAAAUAAAUAAAUGGAUAGAUAAAUAAACAAAUCUUUAUUAAAAAAAAAAUCAGGUAAGCCUGCAGAGGCUUUUCAGCUUACCUACUGGAGGGAGCACAGCAGUAGCUUAAACAGGAUCCCACCCCCACCCCCACCUCCAGCCACACAUGGCUGAAAAGGGCAUGGCUCUGUGCCAAGACAGCGGCAGAGCCUGCUUCUCUUAUUGAUUCUUGGCCUUGCCUUGGAUGGCUCCUAGGAAGCAGCAAAGGGGUGACUAAUUCUGCCUUAUUAGAUUGGGAGGUCUCCUAAGUGAGCCUGGCAAGGAAUGUGAAGCUAUCCAUCCAAUCUUUCAUUUAUUCACUAUUAUUAAGUACCUACUCUGUACCAGGCACUGUCCUAGGCCCAGAUCACUAACAAUCAAAGAUGAUGAACCCCGUGGGGCAGCAGAACCAAAACAGCUAAGCCUGUUUUCUAAAUGUUGUUGGCACCUGUCCUAACUUCUGCGAUUUGCCAAGUUUCUUCAACUGCACAGACAGCACAGAUGAGGUCUUAACAAGGGUUCUUUCGAAGACUCUGCCGGGAGAGUCAGUAGAGGGAGAUCUCACUAGAUAAUAAAAAUGAACUCUUUUGCAAAUAUGGAGCUGGAAUUAUACAAUCCUAAUAGUAACCUAUGACUUGAGCUUUAGUGCCUCAUUCCUGUCUCUAUUCAGCUGCUGACCCUGCAAUUUCUGCAAGCACAGCUCCCACUGAGGUUAAUGGGAGUGUUCUGUGAAUGUAAGUUUUGUACUUAAUCUUCUCCUGCUGCGUGAGCCUUGCUUGUCUUGGACUGAUGACCGUACCAAUCCCCUUCCCCAAUGGGAACAUGCUAGCCCCUCCUUUCAUGGAGCAGAGCCAUGUAGCUGUGGUAUGCUCCAGGUGAGGGGAAAAUCAAUUUGGGACAAAAAUGUUCUGCUCUAAUGUUACUCCACUGCUUCAUAAUAAUAGCACCCUGCCUCCUAUACGUUGUCUAGAAGCCCGAGAGAGUAAAAGAGAACAGUAUAUUGAUACCGUUGCCGGGGCACUGUAAGCCAGACUUGGCUCUACUAACUUUUUAACUA
This is a messenger RNA of Mirounga angustirostris (Northern elephant seal), 9672 nucleotides long. RefSeq names its product arsenite methyltransferase (gene AS3MT). Gene Ontology annotation, cellular component: cytosol. Gene Ontology annotation, molecular function: arsenite methyltransferase activity. The record is from RefSeq and is a predicted model, not a curated record. NCBI's taxonomy places the organism in Eukaryota, Metazoa, Chordata, Mammalia, Carnivora, Phocidae. Bases 4736 to 6061 code for a protein of 441 amino acids. The transcript has 11 exons. Gene Ontology annotation, biological process: arsonoacetate metabolic process; toxin metabolic process.